AUGUCUCGUCUCAACAGUAUCACUAUUUUUAUGAUCUCUAUCUUCUCGCUCCUUGCUUCUGUCAUGGCAAAUAGCUUGGAAUUUUUCACUCAAGACACCACCGAGCGCACCGUCUUCUUUACCCCAAAUACCGGUUCUGCUGAAGUUCCCAGCCUCUUUCUUCCUGCGAAGCCUGUGGACAAAUAUGCAAUUGUUGUCCAAUUUCCUCAAGGCUGGAGCGGCUCCUUCAAAGCUAUUCUUCCAGGAGAGACUCCAAACGUUCCCAAAGUCACUGGUGAAAUUACAUUCCAGGGCUUCCAAGGAAAAAGCUAUUAUGCUGUUUCUGCGGUUGACAACUGCUGCGAUAACUCAGGCAUCCGAUAUCUAGUGCCUAAAGCUCACGGGGAUGCAUCUGGUUGCAUCAUGGCACCAUUUCCCUGUACUGAGUCGUACUCGAGACCUGGUGAUAUGCAGGUCAAAAGCACCUCGGAUGUAAGUUUUUUGUGUGUCUUAGGUGGAGCCUAG
This is a messenger RNA of Botrytis deweyae, 504 nucleotides long. RefSeq lists its product as uncharacterized. Bases 1 to 504 code for a protein of 167 amino acids. The record is from RefSeq and is a predicted model, not a curated record. The transcript has 2 exons. NCBI's taxonomy places the organism in Eukaryota, Fungi, Ascomycota, Leotiomycetes, Helotiales, Sclerotiniaceae.